GAGACGUGUGCAAACUAGCUUAGAUGCGUGUGCAAAAUGUGUAAUCUUCAGAAACAAGAGAAGGAAACCGUGUGCAAAACAUAUAAACGACGCGCGAAAAUAAGCGUGGUGAGGGGAGGUCUAGGUGUUUGUGGAGGUGUUGAGGAGGAUGAGCUCAGACAAAUGUUACAAGUGCGGAAUACGGGGACACUUCGCCCGAGAAUGUAAAAGUGAUGGGGGAAGCGGUGGCGGUGGCGGCGGCGGCGGCCGUGGCGGAGGCGGAGGAGGUGGUCCCCGCGGACGAGGAAGAGGCCGUGGUGGAGAUAAAUGCUUCAAGUGCUCUGGUUACGGUCACUUUGCCCGCGAUUGUAAGAACAACUCGGAGCGCUGCUAUAAAUGUAAUUUACUAGGCCACCUUGCGAAGGAUUGCGAGAGCAAUCUUGAUUCAGGGUCCUGCUAUAACUGUGGCAAGACUGGCCACAUCCAGCGCGACUGCACAGAGCCUGUGACCAAGAGUUGCUACAACUGUGGCAGCCCAGGACACAUCGCUCGGGACUGCACCAGCCAAGUGGGUGGGGAUUCUCCCAGCAGACGGGACAAGAAGUGCUACAACUGUGGCGAGUCUGACCAUCUGGCCAGAGACUGUCCCCAGUCAGAGAAAACUGGAAAUUGCUACAGAUGUGGUCAGGCUGGCCACUUUGCUCGUGAGUGCCCCGAAGAAGAGGAGUCUGAAGUCACUUGCUACCAGUGUCAGAACAAGGGCCAUGUAGCUCGCAACUGCCCUGAGGCCUAAACUGGGGCUGUGUGCUGGGGCGGAGAGAGACGGGAACAGCACCACCCAUCCGGGGUUCACCCACAUGGUCCAUUAUCAGCGUUGUUUGUUUUGAAAAUUUGGUUAGGUUUGUUAAUUGCUGUACCUUAAUUCAGGGUUUGGGGAGUUUGAUGUCAUGUCCUGAGUAUUCAUUAUGUUCAAUUGAAACUGUCCAUGAUUUUUGAUAUGUGUGGGUUACAUUGAAUUGUGAUUGGACUCCGAAUUUCUUGACCAUGUGGGUAACACGGAAUGAGCACAAUGUCCCUGUCGAAGUGUACCGUCUGGUUGAGGGUGACGGGGGAGGUGUAUUGACCCCUGUCUGUGCCAGGUUCCACCCCAGUAGGUUGCUGGUGUUGUAGUGUGCAUAUUUUCUGAAUAUUGAAAGGUCUGCAUGUAAAAUGCACAUCAAUUUUCGUGUUGUUGCCAGAUGCAUACAUCGUCAUCUUGUCUUGUGCUUCACGGGUCGUCGCGUAUGAGACCCAGACUAGAGAGCUCGCGUGUUUACCCAGGUUUAAGGUCCUUUCCUUUGUGUUUCAAUUAUGAUCCAAUUGUAUGUAGAGCUGCAGACAAAUUGAACAAUUUUCGUCCCCCAGUUCCGAAUUUGUACCCUUUAAAACUUUACUCAAACAAAAUCUAUUUUCUUCAUCCCUGUUUGCUUCGAUUGGUGUAAAGUUUCAAGGCAACAUAAAAUGCCUUUAGUUAAAUGGUUAUGGAAUAUUUAUUAUGACCUUUGAAUCCUUUGUCUGCAGCAGAUGUGAUUGUUAUUUCAUGAUUAUCAUGCUCAUUCUCACCACUGGGAAACGAAUGGAAUUAACAGAAAUGACCAACCAUGUGGUUUGGAAAUGACAUUGUCCCAGUCAGGUUUUGUGCUUUUCUUUAGUUAUCAACUCGCUGUUUAUUUCUGUAUUUUGAACCUUUUGUCUGUCAACUACUCUGUUGAUUCCCGUUGGUCAGUUUUCGGAAGUGGCAAGCAGGUGGCGUUUACCUCGUGGCCGUGCAUGCAUCAGACGCUGAGGUGUAGUGCGCUAGGAUAGCACACGAUGGAGGAAGGGGCAGAGGGAAGGAGCCGUCAUGGCAGGAAGAGUAGAUUGCUCAAUGUAGUGAAAAAGUAUUGCAGUGGAGAGAUCAGAUGUUUGAAUUGGUCAAUGCAAUUGAGAUAUUGGCUAUAUAAUCAAUAUAGUACAUUUGGAGGGGUCGUGGGUGUCAUUAUCAAAGUCAUUUAUUUGGAGGGAGAAGGAUGAACUGUUUUGGUACUUAUGUACUUAAGACACCCAGAAAACAUUUUUGUUCCUUUGGUCCAAGGGGUCACAUGUCCUUCCACCUUCCAUUGUUUGCAUCCAUAUUGCUGCGCUUGUAUUACCAGGCAGCCAGUGCUGAAGUUGCUUCUUGUUCACUGGACUUCUUACAUUGUCGUGUCUGGCUGACGUAGUCGAGAGAGUGUUAUUACUAUUUCCCAGAGGUUUGAGUGUUUAUUACUGUUUAUUUGACCCCUUCACUCCGAGUGAAGGAGCAGACCCCAUUCCAUUCUCACUGUGUUGCGUUAAUGAUGGGGGCUCAGCCUUAGAAAUUCUACCAAAUAUUGCCCUGAUCCAUAAAACAUAUACUUGUUCUUGACAAGUACAAUUUGAGUAAUUUGAAACAAGUUCUUUCUACUUUGAAUUCUGAACAGAUUAAUUCUCAAAGCUUUAUAAAUAUAAAGAUUGUUUACAGUGUUGCUAAGACAAUUAAGCUGAAUUGAUUCAAUUAUGUUUAUUGAAAACAAUUAAAAUCAUUCUUUUUAUUGGUUAUCUUGGAGUGGAAGAAGCUACACAAUGAAGUCUUGUGAAAUCAAUUUUGCCAUGGUUUAAGUGACUUGGUAAACCAAAAAAGAAUUUCUCGGGCUGGGUGCUCGGGUAUAGUCUCCACACAAGGGAAGAAAUUCAUGGUUCCGAAGUAUGCUUUCAAAGUAUGCUUUCAAUGGCCAAUCUAUUGAGAUGAACAUUGUCAAAAUGUUUUCCUUGCACAUGUAGGACAAAGAGGCUUUAUCCCGAGGCCCCAUGACAGGCAAUUGAGGAUCAAACAUCGAUCUUGUUGUAAGAGCUUUACCCAUCAUGCAAUGUGGAGGCAUCUCUCAGGGUUGACACAGAGACGCAUCGUUGUGGAAAAAGAACCAUCACUUCACAGAUGGCAGCACAUGGAAUAAAAUUAAGAUCCUUACCUUUUAAAUUUGUAAGGGAUAAAUGCAUGUAUUUGUUCUGAUUUGGAAUUUCUUUGUUUUGGGAAAAAUUCUUCAUAUUUAUCGCCAUUGCCAAAAUGACUUAAGUGUCCUUGGAAAAAUGAGAAAAUUGUACUGGCUGGAUACCUUAAACAUUGGCAAGUGGCCGAUCCUUUUCCAGCAAUGAUUUCAGUUUGUUUGUAUCGUGUUUGGUCAGAUGAACUAAUCCUGGUCCACCUGUAUCUGCUGCCCAACUUUGUUGUGAUGGUUUUUCGAGGGCACCACAAGCUUCUCUUCAACCAAGUACAUGGUGAACAAUGUUUAAAUUUGAAGAAUUCGUUGUAUGUUACAUUUUUCUUGCUUGAGAUGAGGUGUUAGUCGGAGGUCUGUGAAAUCAAAGGCAGCAUAGAAGAAGAAUUGAGGUGAAACAGAAACAGUCUGAGACCUCCACCAGCAUAUUUCCAUUAUACCAGCUGGUAGGAGAGAAGUCAGGACUGAGUACCAAUAGUCAAAACAGCAUAUUUUUCAGUAAAAAUGGUCAAAAGAAUUUUAGAUGAAGUGUUAUGCACAAGACACAUUUUUGGAACCUUUUGAUACAAGCAUUGUUGGUAUAUUAACCUUCAAUCCAUCCGUAUCUACAAAAUGUGUAAAUAACAUUUCUAGACAAGAUUUAAUUGAGCUUUAUUGAUUUUUUCAUUGCUGUUCAAUUUGAAAGUGGGUUCACACGUCUGAACCCCAAAGGUAACAUGUAUGUUUGUCAUAGAAGCGCUUGUCAAGGUGUAAUAUCUACUGUAAAUUACAGUGUAAAUGUCAUAAGGUGAAAUGUUUGAAAAAUAUCUUGAGGUUUCAUGUGCACUCAAAACUAUUUUUUAUUUUGGUGAAUUACAAGAAGUGCAUUGAUCUAUGCAUGAAACUUUGUUUGGAGUUUUCUAGUAGAGCCUUAAAGGUGCUAUGUCGCAUAGUCAUGGAAUGGCGGAGUCUCAACACAAAUGAACUGUCAACACAUGUCCUGUGCAUGUUUUGUAUAGAUAAAACACUUAAAAGUACGGAAGACUGAUAAUUUGUGGAUUUCAUCUACAUGUAUCUUUAUUCUGUCAGUCCAACAUUUUGAUACUGAUACAAGUACCUUUAGUGACUAGGAAAAGGACCAAUGUGGUCAUGUUGACUUUGUGUGUAGACUUGGCCAUUCCAUCUGGACGAUCGACUUGAAUAGCUACAGGUUGUUUAGACAGAAGUUUACAAUCUCAGGGUAUAGUAAUAUUAAUCUGAGAAUAAUCUCAGCAAUUAUCAGGCUGGUGAAACAACAUUGAGGUGGUACUGCAAGUUUACAUUUUACUCGGCUGCUGAAUUUCUAGGCGAUGAAAACCUAAGUAUUGAACAUUUUGCAAAUCAAAUUGAAAACAUUAUCAUUGUUAGAUCAUUUGUGAACUUUGGAUGCCAACAUUUUCAGUCCACUGAUUUCUUUUAACAAAUUAUUUUCUCGCUGUCAUUUACAGCCAAUUUCUAACAAAUUGUAAAUGGUAAACCUGUGACUGAAUACAAUUGCAAAAUAAUUUUAUUCAUUUCUAUUUCCUACUUGAAACCAAAGCCAAAGAUGAAUGGUACACCAUAGACCACAAUAUUCAUCAUUCAUAUCUUGCAGUAUUUCAUGUUUCUGUAAAGGUCACUAGGUGACCGCAUUUAGCUAUUUCAAAGCAUUCUCUGUGCCAUUUGCCGAUACGCCAGCCAUAUUUGAGGUUUAGGAGGUGGUUUGGUGAACUAAGUUGUCUCCCCUUUUGGGGGGAGACAACUCAUGGCAGCUGCUAUCUGUAAUGAAGAGAGAGGGGGAGUUUUGUAAAUAAAGUGUUUAUAAUACA
This is a messenger RNA of Haliotis rufescens (red abalone), 4840 nucleotides long. RefSeq names its product CCHC-type zinc finger nucleic acid binding protein-like. NCBI's taxonomy places the organism in Eukaryota, Metazoa, Mollusca, Gastropoda, Lepetellida, Haliotidae. The record is from RefSeq and is a predicted model, not a curated record. Gene Ontology annotation, biological process: positive regulation of cytoplasmic translation; activation of innate immune response. The transcript has 5 exons. Bases 149 to 772 code for a protein of 207 amino acids. Gene Ontology annotation, molecular function: single-stranded RNA binding; double-stranded DNA binding; translation regulator activity. Gene Ontology annotation, cellular component: cytoplasm.